Molecule: messenger RNA, 3153 nt
Organism: Paramuricea clavata
Lineage: Eukaryota; Metazoa; Cnidaria; Anthozoa; Malacalcyonacea; Plexauridae
Source: the annotation of a GenBank genome assembly
AUGCUCACCAUCAAAAAGAACAACACGCAGUACACAGGUGAGUGUUUAAUAAAUUACAGGUAAUAUCAUUUGCUUGAAAUCAACAAUGACAAUAUUUUUACAUUACAGACUUUGAACUAAGGGCAAGGCAAGGAUUUUAGUUAAAGCAAAUAAAUUAAUAUCAACCAUUUCUCCAAAAAUUGUAGAGCCAAGUUGAAAAUGUCUCCCACAUUCCUCUUGGUUGCCGUAUUGUUGAUGUACAAGUAUUGCAAAAGGGUCUUUCGACUUGCAGUUAUUGUUCUAAAGGUUUGUGCUUUUAUCAGACUAAGCUGAUGUAUACUUCCAAAAUAAAAUUUUCCUUCCAUUGAUCAACCUAAAUCUCCCAGCUGCAGGAUUUUUCUUGAUAUUCCAUAUUGAUGUGCUAUUGAUUGCAUUCCAGCAUCUAGAUAAUAUGUUGAAAAAUUGGGUUAGAGUUACAUUUAUGUUACAUUACAAUUUAAUAUACUUAUCUUAUUUCAGGCCCAUUGUCAUUGAACAACAUCAUAAAGGAAGAUAUGGUUGGUGUUGCAAGCAUCUUGUAUAUCAAAUGCAAUCUAUGUGGCAAAAUCAACAAGGUUAAAACAUCUUCUGAACACAGAAGUGGACAACGUGGACGAUUAACCUUCAACAUUAAUUCUAGAGCAGUACUUGGUUCACUUCAAGCUGGUAUUGGUAAUACCCACCUGAAUAACCUAUUUGCAACAAUGAAUGUACCAACGAUGAACAACAGGACAUUCAAGUCACGAGAACGAGAAGUUGGAAAAGCUGUCGAGGACUUGGCACAAAAAAGCUGCAAAACAAACAUUGAAAGGGAAAAGGAUAUGGCUGAGGAAAACGGGGAAGUUGCAGAUGAGAACGGCUUGGUUGGCAUACCAGUAUCUUAUGAUAUGGGAUGGCAGAAGCGGGGUAAAGGACACAAUUCAAUGACCGGACAGGGAGUAGCAAUGGGAUUAGGAACAGGUAAUGUUUUGGCAUAUGCAACAAAGUGCAAAUCAUGUAGAGUGUGCGAUCAUGCAAAGAAAAAAGGCAAGCAGCCAAGGAGACAUGACUGCAGAAAUCAUCAUGUUGGUUCAUCCAAAGCCAUGGAACCAGCAGUUGCAUGUGAACUGUGGAAUUCGGCUCCCAAAGAAAAAGUAAAAUUUUCAAUUUAUGUAGGUGAUGAUGAUACCACUACACUUUGUCACUUAAACCAGAAUGUACCAUAUGGAGUCGAGAAGUGGUCAGAUAUUGUCCAUGCCAAACGUUCGCUUAUAUCAAGGUUGUACAAUAUUUCACUUCGUUCCAAGUUUGAAAAUUCAUCAGCCUUGAGUCAAAAAGUUAUAAACUAUUUGGGGAAGUGUUUUACAUAUAGUGUUGCACAAAAUCGUGAUGUAAACAACUUAAAAUCUGCAAUAAAAAAUAUUGUUCCACAUGCAUUUGGAGACCACAAAGGUUGCUGCUCAUCGUGGUGUGGUUAUAAAAAAGAUCCCUUGACAUACCGACAUAAAGAUUUACCGUACAAUCGAGACUUGCAGGGAAAUGAAUUGAAAAGCAUACUUACCAGUUUGUUUGAUGAAUAUGCCACAGAUACAGUAGCUCAAAAGCUUACACCAUUUGCUAACUCGCAAAGAAGUGAAUCCUUGAAUAGUACCAUAGGAAGCAAAAAUCCAAAAAUCCGUUAUUAUGGUGGGAGUGAGAGCAAUGACUUUCGUGUUGCUUGCGCAGUUGCACAAAAGAAUAUCGGAUUUAGUUACGUUGAUAAAACACUAGAUUCUCUUGGCAUAGAUCCAGGUGUCACUUGCAGCUUCCACAAUUCUACAAUGGACAAGAAACAACAAUGUGAUAAAAAAAGAAAAUCUUCAAAGGAGUAUAAGAUCAGGAGACAUCAGCUGCAAUCUGAGAGGAUCUCAAAAACUGCAAGGAAAGAGGCAAAAGAAGGAAAAACUUAUGAAACAGGUAUUGGGCUAAAUCUGGAAAAGGAAACUACAGUUACAACUACAGGCAACAAUACAGAUGUUGAUGUUGAUAAAAUUGUUAUGGGCAUAACAAAUAAUAAGCAAUUAUAUGAAGACUUGAUGAAACUAGUUCCACCUUUCACUGAAAGACCAGCAAAAGAAUACCUAAGUCAUGAUCCUGAUAAAACAUACCAGUUUGUAUUAUUUGACAUUGAAACAACAUGCACUGGUAAACAGGCAGAGAUCUGUCAACUAUCGGCAAUAUGUCAAAAUGGUGACACCUUCUCUUCAUAUAUUCUGCCCAAUAAUUCUGUUGGAUAUUAUGCAUCGAAAGUCAAUAAUCUCACAGUAGAAACCAUAAAUGGGCAAAGAACAUUGUGCAAAGAUUUGAAACCAGUAAAUUCAGUAUCUCUUCAAAUAGCACUACAAACAUUUAUAAAAUUCCUACAAGAUCAACAAAACUUAAUUAGGCCUACCUGUUGUACAAAUACAGUCGAAAAUGAGAACCUCGUAACUGUCCUUGUUGGUCAUAAUGCUGCCACAUUCGACGUUCCUACACUUCUUCGCAAUGCCGGUAAUAAUUUCGAAGAACAACUGCACAGCAUGAAAAUUUGUUUUGGAGACAGCUUGCCGCUUAUAAGAUCAUUGAUAUCCAAUCAACAUGCCCCACUAAAGCAAUCGAACGGCCAAUUCUGUAAAGCAAAUCUUGCCAGUGUUUACAAAUGUCUAUUCGAUCAAGAUUUCGAUGCACACGAUGCUUUAGAAGACGUGAUUGCACUAAAGAGAAUCUUGUUCAGUCCAGAAAUGAGCAUUGAUGUAAAAACAAUAGUGGAUCGCAGCCAGAUAUCUUCAGUUCGUGCCAUGAAAUCUGAUAUGGAAUUCAUCGAUUUUCGCCAUGAUCGUUAUCAAACUUUCGUUGGAAACCUUCACUGUCCAAACGAAGAUCAUAGUCCCAUCUCACAUGGUAUGGCUCUGAAAAUUGCAGGUAGUGGACUCUCCUACAGCGAUCUUCACAACUUGUGGCAGAAAUUUGGGGAAACUGGAGUCGUUGGAAUACUGUUCAUGCCGCCAUACAACCCGAAGGACACGCGAAGUACACCAUCGGACAAAAAUCACCCACGAGUGACGAAGAGCAAAAGGAUUCUAUCGAAUGUCGUGAAAUACUUUCAGUCAUGUAACGUUUCAAAUAUUUCCACCAGUA